AUGGCUCCGACAGAGACGGUUCAAGCUCUGGUGCUACAUGGCAUGAACGACCUCAGACUGGAAACGAGGCCACCACCAAUUCUGCAACCUGGCGAAGUCCAAAUAGCAAUCAAGGCAACAGGUAUUUGCGGUUCGGACUUACACUACUACCGUCAGGGAAAGAAUGGAAACUUUGUGGUUCGGGCGCCUCUCGUCCUCGGUCAUGAAGCAUCCGGAGUGGUCACUGCUAUUCCGGAGGUCGCAAGUGGCGUCACCAAUGGCGACAGUCCUUCCACGACUCUCCGGGUGGGCGACAGAGUGGCCUUGGAAGUCGGCUUUCCCUGUCGGUCAUGCGCGUUAUGCACCAUAGGCCGAUACAAUCUGUGUUCCAAACUAUCUUUCAGAUCUUCUGCAAAGACGUUCCCACACGUUGACGGAACGCUUCAGACGUUGAUCUCACAACCAGCGGCCAUGUGCCACAAACUCCCUGACAAUGUCACCUUCGAGCAAGGCGCCUUGGUCGAGCCCUUGGCUGUCUCUCUACACGCAUUGAACCGCAGCGAGUCUGCAGGAUCGGGUGUAGGAGUGCCUUUGGUUGGGUCAAGCGCCUUGGUCCUGGGGGCGGGCGCCGUGGGGAUGUUGACGGCUGCUUCUUUGUCUGUUGCUGGUGUAUCCAAGAUUGUCAUUGCCGACAUCGACGGGCCCAGGUUAAAGAUCGCCGCAACGCUGGCUGGCGGCAGGUUCAAGUUGAAGACCUUUCUCAUUCCUCGAAAAGCUCCUUCCCAAGACGUGUCAGUAAAUCUAUCGGACGCCCAGGAACAAGCGGCGGAGAUAUGCAAGGCAGAGGGGCUCGAAGCCGGGUUCGAUCGUGUUUUUGAGUGCUCGGGCGCUCCACCAUGUGUCCAGCUGGGCGUGUAUGCCACCGCAGCAGGCGGGAAGCUGGUCCUGGUGGGAAUGGGCGCACCGGUUCAGACCUUGCCCUUGGGUGCGGCUGCUCUGAGGGAGGUGGACAUCGUCGGGGUAUUCCGAUAUGCCAACUGCUAUCCCGCGGCCAUCGCACUCUUUGCCAGUGGUCAGUUGGAUGGUGUUGCGGAAGAUCUGGUCACGCAUCGGGUGGCACUUGCUGAGGGCGAGAAGGCCUUCCGAGUGGCUUCCAAUACAGGUCGGGAGGGAGAGGACGAGGGAAGAGUACCUGUCAAGGUGGUGAUCACUUCAUAA
Messenger RNA from Fonsecaea erecta, 1197 nucleotides. RefSeq lists its product as hypothetical. Gene Ontology annotation, molecular function: L-iditol 2-dehydrogenase (NAD+) activity. Gene Ontology annotation, biological process: D-sorbitol catabolic process. NCBI's taxonomy places the organism in Eukaryota, Fungi, Ascomycota, Eurotiomycetes, Chaetothyriales, Herpotrichiellaceae. The transcript is spliced from 2 exons. The record is from RefSeq and is a predicted model, not a curated record. Bases 1 to 1197 code for a protein of 398 amino acids.